ACCUCCCCAAUCUUCCAUUAUUUACUCAAAUUUUCCAUCACGCUGAAACACAAUCUAAACAGAUACCUGCAAUCAUUGAUGUCAAAGCUGGAACAUCCCAUUCUUAUCGUCAUCUAGUUUCAGAUAUAAUAGAAUUAAGAAAACAAUUGUUAAAAAAUGCGGGUACAUCUAUUGAAGAUUUAAAUGAGGCACGGGUUGCUUUUUUAUGUCCAAAUGGAUAUGAUUAUGUCGUAUCUCAAUGGUCAGUCUGGUCUGCUGGUGGAAUUGCAGUUCCAUUAUGCAUAACACAUCCACCAUCUGAACUUUUAUACGUUCUGAAUGAUUCUCAGUCAACAAUAAUGAUUGCACAUUCAGAUUUUCAAGAAAAAGUAAAUAAUAUUGCUCGUGAAGCAGGUAUUAAAAAGGUUAUCAUAGUCUGUGAUAAAGAUAAAAAAUAUAGUCAAUAUGAUGGUACCAAUUUUAAACCUCCAUCAUUGAUUCCAAUGGAUGAUUCACGUCGUGCAAUGAUAAUUUACACUAGUGGAACAACUGGAAAACCAAAGGGUGUAGUAACAACUCAUGCAAACAUUAAUGCUCAAGUUAAAUCUCUUGUUGAUGCAUGGAGAUGGAAUGAUAAAGAUAAAAUUUUACAUGUAUUACCUUUACAUCAUUUACAUGGUAUUCUUAAUGCAUUAACUUGUGGACUCUAUGCAGGUGCCACUAUUGAAAUGAUACCAAAAUUUGAUGCUGCCGCUGUAUGGAAUAGAUGGAUGAAACCAGAUAAUGACCUUUCACUUUUCAUGGCAUUUAGAUUAAUGGUUUCUGGAUCAUCAGCACUACCUACUCCUAUUAGAAAUUCUUGGAAAGAAAUUAGUAAUGGAGUUGUGUUAUUAGAAAGAUAUGGAAUGACUGAGAUAGGAAUGGC
Messenger RNA from Dentiscutata heterogama, 904 nucleotides. NCBI's taxonomy places the organism in Eukaryota, Fungi, Glomeromycota, Glomeromycetes, Diversisporales, Gigasporaceae. The record is from the annotation of a GenBank genome assembly.